This is a messenger RNA of Cynara cardunculus var. scolymus (artichoke), 2004 nucleotides long. Its product is annotated as serine/threonine-protein kinase STY46-like. Gene Ontology annotation, biological process: protein phosphorylation. The transcript is spliced from 3 exons. Bases 82 to 1896 code for a protein of 604 amino acids. Lineage: Eukaryota; Viridiplantae; Streptophyta; Magnoliopsida; Asterales; Asteraceae. Gene Ontology annotation, molecular function: protein kinase activity; ATP binding. The record is from RefSeq and is a predicted model, not a curated record.
CCCCAGUUAACAAACUUGUUUCAUUUGGAUAAACUUGAUACAUUUUUGUUAAAAUUUGGGACCAACUAAGUUUAAUCGGCCAUGGCAGCUGCUCUUGAAUGCUGGUCUAGCCGUACGAGCACCGAUGAGGACAUGGUGGAGCAAGGGCUCAUGCGAACCGGCGACAGAUCGGAAUCUUCAGCAGCCGCCGCCGUUGAUACGUCUUCAUCUUCUUCCUCCCCUUCGGCCUCCGCUGGUGGUUCUCUUAAAGACAGUUCCAUGAUGCAGAAGAAGUUUCAGAAACUGAGUCGAAAUGUCUCGGAAGCCAUUGCCUCUCUCAAGAACUCCUUGAAUCUUGACCCGGCUCGAGACUCGAAUCCGACCCGGAUCGAUACUUGCCGGAAACAUGUCUGGGGAAGCGUCGUUCGGAAUUUGACUCAGCUUUAUCCCGGAAGUCAACUCCCGGAGAAGCUCGUAUCCAAUAUUCGAAAGCAUUAUGAUUCUUUACCUCUCAGUUAUGCACAAGCAGGCUUCGAAAUGAAGGAUGUGUUUUUGCAUGUUAGAUUGAUAGAACAAGCAUCUGCGGAUGACCACCCAGCUAUUAUGAUACAAGAAGUUUCAGAUGAUGAAGUUCAAGGGUCUGUUUUGAAGCUCACAUUUGCUUGUAAUUCAUCGCUUUCAUGGCCAGCCAUGUCAGGAUCACUCGAUAGUGCUUCAAUUUGUUGCAAGAAGAUACAGAUCUUUGAGAAGAAAGGGUUCACAUUGGGAGUCAUUCUUCUUUUGGUACAAUCAGCGCAAGAGAAACUGUUCAAAUCGCAGAUUGAAAAUGCAUUGAAAUCAGCUUUGAAAAAGCCGGUUAAAUCAAGUGCUAUGAAGCUCCCAUUUGGGCUUUGUGGUUGUCAAGAAGAGGGUACGAAAGGGAGGGAGUUUGGAGAGAUUGAAGACGAUUCCAAUGAGCAAAGUUACAGAAAUGGGAUUGAAAAUUUAAGUUCGAGUUCAUCAAAGGUGAAACUUCAAUUGCCUUUAUCCAGUUCGUCGAUAAUAAUAUCAGUUGACGAAUGGCAAACUGUUCAAUCUGGGGCUGAUGAGAUUAAGAAAUGGUUAUUAAAUCCCGAUAGUUUAGAGUUCAUUGAUCAGAUUGGAGUCAAUAUAUUUAAAGGAACAUAUAAAGGUAAAAAGGUUGGGAUUGAGAAGCUAAAAGGGUGUGAAAAGGGGAAUUCAUAUGAAUUCGAGAUCCGAAAAGAUCUUUUAGAGUUGAUGAGUUGUGGGCACAAGAACAUUUUGCAAUUUUAUGGUGUAUGCAUCGAUGAUGUUCAUGGUUUAUGUGUUGUGACUAAGUUGAUGGAGGGUGGAUCAGUUCAUGAUCGAAUUAUGCUGAAAAACAAAAAGAUCCAAACAAAAGAGAUGAUAAGGAUUGCUGCAGAUGUGGCGGAAGGAAUUAAGUUCAUGAACGAUCAUGGUGUCGCUUAUAGAGAUCUUAAUACGCAGAGGAUUUUAUUGGAUAAAAAUGGGAAUGCAUGCUUAGGGGAUAUGGGUAUAGUUUCUGCUUGCAAGAGUGUUGGAGAGGCUAUGGAUUAUGAAACUGAUGGCUAUCGCUGGCUUGCUCCUGAGAUCAUUGCUGGUGAUCCAGAAACCGUCACAGAGACGUGGAUGAGCAAUGUGUUUAGUUUUGGAAUGGUGGUAUGGGAGAUGGUGAGCGGGGAGGCAGCAUAUGCAGCACUCUCACCGGUUCAAGCAGCUGUUGGGAUUGCUGCUUGUGGGCUCAGACCCGACGUCCCAAAAGACUGCCCUCAAAACCUCAGAUCUCUAAUGAACAAAUGCUGGAACAAUAUCCCUUCAAAACGGCCUCCGUUUUCAGAGAUUCUUACGUUGUUGACUCGGCCAAACAAUAACAACAACAAUAACAGCUAUAGGUGAUGGAAAAAAGUCUAUGUUUAGUUAGCAAGCAUAGAGAAAGGCAUGGUUUCAUUAUGUGACAUAAAGUAAGAAGUUGAAAUAUAAACAUGUUCAUAUGGGUUCCUUUGA